GUGGGUUCGUUCCGAUAUGGACACUGCCGGGGAUAGCAAAAGAGGGUUUGGGGAGUUCCAAUCGGCGAAGGCAGCGGCAUUAAAGGGGAGUCGCUCGAGUUCGGUGCGACCUCGCUAUAUAUCGGGGCCGGAAUCUUGGGCACAGAAUUAUCCUCCCUUUGCCAGGGAGGAGGAACGGGAGAAGGAGACGACGGACAUGGAAUCAGUUGCCGAUGAGCUUGCUUCCACUCACCCUUAUUUUUAUGAGGAUGAGCCUCUCGUUGAAGAAAGCCCCAUCGAGCAGGUGAGGCUCACAGUCCCAGUCACCGACGACCCAACGCAGCCAUGCCUGACCUUCCGGACAUGGACCAUGGGGCUCAUCUCCUGCGUCCUCCUGGCCUUCGUCAACCAGUUCCUGGACUACCGCCAGAACCAAAUCGUGCUCUCGUCGGUCUGCGUGCAGAUCUUGACGCUCCCCGUCGGCAGGGCCAUGGCCGCCACCCUGCCCACCACGCCCAUCAAGGUCCCGCUCACCAACUGGUCCUUCUCCUUCAAUCCCGGCCCGUUCAACCUCAAGGAGCACGUGCUGAUCACCAUCUUGGCCAACGCCGGUGCCGGCGGCGUCUACGCAGUGAACAUCGUCACCAUCAUGAAGGCCUUCUACCACCGAAACAUCAACAUCGUCGCAGCGUUGCUGCUGUCGGUGACGACACAGUUGCUUGGAUAUGGAUGGGCUGGACUGUUCAGGAAGUACCUGGUGGAUUCACCUUACAUGUGGUGGCCAGGAAACCUCGUCCAAGUCUCCCUCUUCAGAGCACUACAUGAGGAGGAGAAGAGGCCCAAGGGUGGUGUGUCAAGGUUCCAGUUCUUCUUGAUAGUCAUCGCCUGCAGCUUCGCCUACUACGUCGUCCCCAACUUCUUCUUCCCUGCCAUCACCUCCAUCUCCGUGAUCUGCCUCAUCUGGACGAAGUCCGUCACCGCGCAGCAGAUCGGUUCCGGGCUCCAUGGCCUCGGCGUCGGUUCUUUCGGCCUCGACUGGUCCACCAUCUCCGGCUUCCUUGGCAGUCCCCUGGCUUCACCAGCGUUUGCGACCUUCAACGUAUUGGCUGGUUUCAUCGUGCUGGUCUACGUCAUCGCCCCCAUCGCCUACUGGACCAACGCAUACAGCGCCAAGAACUUCCCAAUGUUCACUUCGGGCUUGUUCGACGUCGAUGGGAAGAAAUACGACCUCAACCGUGUUCUUGAUCCGAAGACCUUCUCCUUGAACGUACAGGAGUACGAUAGUUACAGCGAUAUCCGUCUCAGCAUCAUGUUCGCCAUCUCCUACGGGCUCGGCUUUGCGACAUUGACCGCCACUCUCUCCCAUGUCUUCUUCUUCAAUGGCUCGUACAUCCUGACACUGUGGCGUCAAACUGCAUCCAAGGCCCACGACCAUUAUCUAGACGUUCAUGGGAGACUAAUGAAGGCAAACUACGAGGCAGUCCCUCAAUGGUGGUUUCAUAUCGUUCUGGUCGUCGUCAUGGCGCUGGCCAUCUUCACCUGCGAAGGGUUCGACAAACAGCUGCAGCUUCCUUACUGGGGUGUCCUGCUAGCGAUGGCCAUGGCUUUCGUCUUCACGCUGCCCAUCGGAGUGAUUCUAGCGACCACGAAUAUGGAACCGGGAUUGAACGUCAUCACAGAGAUGGUGAUAGGUUACAUAAUGCCAGGGAAGCCUUUGGCGAACGUGGUGUUUAAGACGUAUGGAUACAUAAGCAUGUCGCAAGCACACACGUUCCUCGCCGACUUCAAGCUGGGGCAGUACAUGAAGAUCCCUCCCAAGGCCAUGUUUAUUGCCCAGCUGGUGGGAACCGUGGUCGCGUCUGCAGUCUACUUCGGGACGGCAUGGUGGCUUCUCGGCACCGUCACGGCCAUCUGCGACACCAACAAUUUACCGGAGGGCAGCCCGUGGACGUGCCCCAACGACGCCGUCUUCUACAGCGCGUCCAUCAUCUGGGGAGUCGUCGGCCCGUUGCGCAUGUUCGGCCCCAAGAGCAUCUACUCCUCCCUCAACUACUACUUCCUGGUGGGGAUGCUGUUGCCGUUCGCCGUCUGGCUGCUGGCGCGGACCUUCCCCCGGAAGAAGUGGAUCAAGCUCAUCAACUUCCCGGUGCUGCUCGGGUCGACGUCCAUGAUGCCGCCGGCCCACGCCGUGAACUACACCUCCUGGUUCGUCGUCGGCAUCUUCUUCAACUACUACGUGUACAACAAGUACAAGAGCUGGUGGGGGAGGUACGUAUACGUGUUGUCCGCCGGUCUGGAUGCCGGGACGGCCUUCAUGGCGGUGCUCGCUUUCCUCACCCUCAACAACUACGACAUCUACUCCGUCGACUGGUGGGGAGGGGUUGACGAUGACUACUGCCCCCUGGCCAAGUGUCCGACGGCGGGAUCCUAUGUGCCUGACGGCUGCCCUGCCAUUCAAUGACGAUGGCAUAAGGGGAGGAAUAAGAGACGCCAGGAUUAAUAUAGAUUGUUGAUGACAAUUGGUCGCUGUUAUCGAUUUCGAAAUGCA
Messenger RNA from Musa acuminata AAA Group (dessert banana), 2527 nucleotides. Its product is annotated as oligopeptide transporter 5-like. Gene Ontology annotation, molecular function: oligopeptide transmembrane transporter activity. NCBI's taxonomy places the organism in Eukaryota, Viridiplantae, Streptophyta, Magnoliopsida, Zingiberales, Musaceae. The transcript has 7 exons. The record is from RefSeq and is a predicted model, not a curated record. Gene Ontology annotation, biological process: transmembrane transport. The coding region runs from base 17 to 2440 and encodes 807 amino acids. Gene Ontology annotation, cellular component: plasma membrane.